AUGAGGAGCGCACUUGCCCCUGAAUUUUUUGGAACUGAGGCAAGUUCGUUCAUUGGUCACGGGGCAACGCAGCCGAACAAACCAAAGGUAACAAGAAAAAGGAAGAGAAACGAAGACGAUUUCGAACUGAAGAUGAUGAAAGUCAUAGAAAACCCAUAUGACGAAGAAGAAACUUACUGUGGCUUCUUCAGAAGUAUGGUUCCAACAUUAAAAACCUUUACUAGUCAACAGUUUGUAGAAUUUCAGCUCGGCGUUCUCGGAGUUUUAAAAAACGUCAAGGCCCAAGGACAGGGUCAAGGAACUAGCCAAGUCCCUACUACGCAAUACCAACAAGUCCACUACCCACAUCCCGCGAGUCAGCCUCCAAAUAUGUAUUAUCCUCAACAACAGCCACAGUUUCCUCUGCAAUUUUCAAACCAGUCCUACAACAACCCAUACAUUCGUCCGAUUCACCCUCAUACCUCAACCAGCAGUGAAGAUUACUAUACAAUUAACCGACAAACCAGUCUAGAAGCAAGCAUCUAG
This is a messenger RNA of Psylliodes chrysocephalus, 525 nucleotides long. NCBI's taxonomy places the organism in Eukaryota, Metazoa, Arthropoda, Insecta, Coleoptera, Chrysomelidae. The record is from the annotation of a GenBank genome assembly.